Molecule: messenger RNA, 1476 nt
Organism: Prunus avium (sweet cherry)
Lineage: Eukaryota; Viridiplantae; Streptophyta; Magnoliopsida; Rosales; Rosaceae
Product: vignain-like
Biological process (GO): proteolysis
Molecular function (GO): cysteine-type peptidase activity
Source: RefSeq, a predicted model, not a curated record
UGCCAAUCAAUCCCUACCAACCAAAAUUGUCUAUAAAGGGUACGCUUUGCAUUGAUCAAAGCAAUCAAAUAGCUUCAUCUCCCAUAAUUCUCAAAACCCAUUUUCCUUAAACUCCAACAUUUCUUGAUUCAAAUUAGGAAAUCUUUGUUAGAGUGAUUGAUUGACAUGAGGAAGUUCAUCUUGGUUGCUCUUUUUUUGGCUCUGGUUAUUGGCCUGACUGAAAGCUUUGAGUUUCAGGAGAAGGACCUGGCCUCUGAAGAGAGUCUCUGGGACAUCUAUGAGAGGUGGAGGAGCCACCAUACAAUUUCCCAUGACCUCAGAGAGAAGGAAAAGCGCUUCAAUGUCUUCAAGGAGAAUGUGAAGCAUGUGCACAAGGUGAACCAGAUGAGCAAGCCUUACAAGCUGAAGCUGAACAAGUAUGCAGACAUGACCAACCAUGAGUUUGUGCGCUCCUAUGCUGGCUCAAAGGUUAGCCACUACAGGUCUUUGCAUGGCAGCCGAAGGGAAACUGCCUUCACACAUGAGAGCACUGACAAUCUUCCACCAAAUGUUGAUUGGAGGAAGAAUGGAGCAGUCACUGGAGUUAAAGACCAAGGCAAAUGCGGUAGCUGCUGGGCAUUUUCAACUGUAGUUGCAGUGGAGGGUAUCAAUCAAAUCAAAACCAAGGCCCUAGUCUCUCUGUCUGAGCAAGAGCUGGUUGAUUGCAAUAGAGACCCCAACGAAGGGUGCGACGGUGGCUUGAUGGAAAAGGCAUUUGAUUUCAUAAAGAAAAAUGGCGGCAUAACCACAGAGCAGAACUACCCUUACAGAGCCGGUGAUGGGCCUUGUGACUCAACCAAGAUGACGAAUGCUCCUCUGGUGCAAAUUGAUGGCUACGAAAACGUACCCAAAAACAACGAAAAUGCCUUGAUGAAAGCUGUUGCAAACCAACCUGUAUCUGUUGCAAUAGAUGCUGGUGGCAGAGACUUCCAAUUCUACUCAGAGGGUGUGUUUAAUGGGAACUGUGGAACAGAGCUAAACCAUGGCGUGGCAGUUGUGGGGUAUGGAACAACUCUGGAUGGGACCAAGUACUGGACUGUGAAGAACUCUUGGGGAGAGGAGUGGGGAGAGAAGGGAUACAUAAGGAUCCAACGUGGAGUUGAUGCAGAAGAAGGGCUGUGUGGAAUUGCUAAAGAUCCCUCUUACCCCAUGAAGUCUUCCCCAAGCAACACAAAAAGAAGAAGCUCCUCCUCCGUCAAGGAUGAACUCUAAAGCUCUAUGCAUGUGCUGCUACGCAUGAUAUAGUUUAGUUUAGUAGAUUUCGUUUGCCAAUUUAGUUAUCAGUGAUCAAGCUUUGUCCUAAAAGAGGCAUAUGAACCUUAGGUGCUUAUAUAUAUGGUGUGUGGUGUACUGAAUUUACGCUUUCGUUUUGGAUGAAAAUAAAUGUUGGUUUGAUGCUGAAAUAUGAAAUAAAGGGUUGAGAGUUUGAUGAACAUG